AUGAGCUUUAGGAAGGGUUUUCUGAUGCCUCAAGAUAGUGGAGGCUUUCAGCCUGGGAGUUCUUGGAGUCCUGUUACUCCAGAAAAGCCAGUAACAAGAAAUAAUGGAGUCAUUCAACAUGGGAGCCACUGGAUUCCCGCGACUCCAGAGGCAGCAGUGAGAAAUGAUAGAGCCCUUCACGGAGGGGAAUCUUGGAUUCCGUUGACUCCAGGAAAUGCAGGAAUGCAAGCAUCACAUCCGGUUGCUAAUCAAAUGCAAAGGAGCCUGCUAAAUGGAAUGAAUCCGCAUGAACUGCUUGGGUCACAGCAUAGAAUUUCAGUACAACAGCCAGUUAUGCAAACAGCUUAUCCAACACUAGACCAAGUGCAAGGUCAUCAGACAGGGAGCGAAAGCUGGAAAGAUAUAGUUGGAUUUUGCCAGGGAGUUUUACAAGAGACAUCAGCAUCUGGGGCAUCUCAUGAUUUCAGUCCAACUGUGUCAUCAGUUCAUGGCGAGCAUAAUAAAAAGGAAGCUCCUGUCAGGACCAAUGGACUUUACAAUCAAAGUUCCAAUUCAUACAUGCAAAAUUGGAUAAAAGAUGUUAAUCGAGAGGAAAGAAGAGUUAUUCAAGCUACAAACAAGCUUCCUUUGGUAAAUCCAUAUCGAGCUACUGGAAAUGAGCGGGCAAAGUUUGAAUAUGAUAACUCAAUGCUUCCACCACAGAAGCAAGCCUUUACUUCCAACCAAGGCAUCAUCACUUCCGGUCUACAAAGUAUGCAAAGUGAUGAAAUUCCUAUCAGAUACAGUCAUGUAUGCAACCUAAACUCACCUCCCAGGGAAGAAUCUUCUGCGGUGUCAUGUGCAGCCUAUCACUUUCAGUCUGCUCCAGAAACUCCAGACCAGGGAAAGCAGUUGCAAAGUCACCACCUUUCUGAUGCUCAAAAUUUUCCCUCAAAUGGAAGUAUGAGACAACAAAAAGAUAACCAGGAGCUUGCUUCUAAAAGUAAUUAUGGUGACAACCUCUUGGAUGAACUCUUGGACAAUGAUGUAGUCACACUACCAGUUUCUAAUACAACCUCACUGAAGGAAAAUGAUAUUUCUGGAGAUGGAGGACAUAUGGGUAUUGACCUGAACAAGACCCCCCAACAAAGGACUCCUAGAAGGAAGAAGCACAGGCCAAAGGUGGUAGUUGAAGGAAAGCCCAAAAAGAACCCCAAGCCAACUGCCGUGGAAACUAAAGUUUCAGGUGAGAAUCCUUCAGGAAAAAGGAAAUAUGUGCGGAGCAAAGCCAAUGGAACCUCAAAUUCAACGCCAGGAAAUGAAAACCUUGGAACUGAUACUCCUGCUCCAAGUUCUGCAGCAAAAUCAUGUCGUAGAGUGCUAAAUUUUGACCUGGAGGGUAAGAUUAAUGACAAUGCUAACAAGAUGGUUUCUGAUAUGCAACAAACAAGCCUUAAGAGUAGGCCUUUUGAUUUGAACUUGAAAUCUCAAGACACAGUUUGGUCAAAGGAAUUCGACCGAAUACCCGACAUAUCAGCUCCAAUGGUGGGGCAACAAAUUGGACGCAAUUCUGACAUACAGCAAGACAUAAGCAGUCACCAUCCCAUUGGUGAUAACUAUACAAACAUUGCUGCAAAGGGACCACCACCUGUCCAUCCAGUACCAACAACCACAUUAAGGGGCCAUACCCUUGAUAGCAUUGCAAGGAGUUUAAACCUGCAAACAACUGUUUCAUGCCAAAACAAUGACCAGUUUGGGUUCAUUCAAGGCCAUCAACCCUUGAAAAGAGAAGGAACUGGAAAGAUGCUCCUUCAAGCUAAUUCUAGUUUGUCUAACUUCUAUGGUUCUCAGCCACUGUACUUGCGGAGCUCGACUGCAUGCAUGAAGGAAAUUGCAGAGGAUAAAGUGGAAAGAGGAUCCAAAAGAGAUUACUGCCACACUUCCCAGAUAAUGAAUCCCCAACCGGCUGGCUUGAUACCUUUCAAAGUCUUGCAUCAUGAGACAUGGAGGACGGAGCAGACUAAUGAAAUUGGCAAAACUGGAGUAGUUGCUGCAGAAACUAACAAGAGAAGAAAAUUUGAAGAUGCACGUGCUGGAGUUUUAUCCAGUCUGCCCUCUUGUUUUGCAUCUGUUCAAGGUAGUUCAAGAAUAGUGGAACUUAAAGGCUGCACAAGUAGCCAGAAAAGCAGCUUCUCAUCCUAUCCGUGUGGUCCGUUGCCAAAUGUUAACCUUGGGAAGUGGAGCAACAUCAGGAAGCAUAAUACUGGUGGUAGUGAGAUCCUUUCCAACGAGGGCAUUGACAUUGCAACUGCUGGUAAUGGUUUCAAAGAUCAAAUGGCAUCAAGAGCACUCCAAAAUCUUAGCUUUCUGAUGGCAGGAAAAAUGCUUCACCCCAGUGCAGAAGCUGAUAACCUUUAUGUCACAACUGGAAUAACAGAUCGUGUAGUACAUCCAGGUCAAAGAGUUCCAGCAACAACUCAAGGAAAUGGGACUAGAACUUCUCCAAUUGAUCUGUCAUUGAUGCAUUCAAUUAAACCUGCAGCUUCUGUCCAAGCUAGUCAGGAAAAACUGCAUCUGAAUGUGAACAAGAAACCGUUGCUUAGUCAGAAGUCCCCCAAGAAAAUAAAAGAGCGGAAGGAGAGAGAGAACCAUGCAGUUACAAUUAAUGAAAUAAUUGACAGACUCGAGGGAUUAGAAAUCAGUAAAAGGGGCAAAAAUUUGGCUGCAAAGGAGCAAAAUGCCAUUGUUCCAUACAAAGGAGAUGAUAGAGUUGUUCCUUAUGAAGUAUUUGAUCCAAUCAAAAGACACAGGCCAAGACCUAAGGUUGACCUUGACCCAGAAACCAAUAGAAUUUGGAAUAUCCUGAUGGGUAAGGCUGGAUCUGACCACACAGAAACAGCAGGCAAUGAAAAGGAAAAGGAAAAAUGGUGGGAAGAAGAGAGGAAGGUGGUUCGCGGACGAAUAGACUCAUUCAUUGCUCGAAUGCAUCUAGUUCAAGGAGAUCGGCGGUUCUCCGUUUGGAAAGGAUCAGUUGUUGAUUCAGUUAUUGGAGUAUUUCUCACACAGAAUGUUUCAGACCAUCUCUCCAGUUCGGCUUUCAUAUCUCUGGCAUCCAAAUUCUCGGUCCAAUUAACAAACUCCAAAUCUACUCCCCGCAAAUAUGAGUCAAUUUCAUGGAUUGAGCAUGAUGUUCAGACAGUAAAUCCGGAUGGCAUCAUCGCAUAUCAUGGGAGCAAGAUGAGAUAUCCAUUUUACCAACAAAACUCAAUGAUAUUGAGUGCCUCUCCGGAGAAAAUACCAGAGCAUCUCAUUUCAGGAACUGUUAAUUAUUUGAAUGAAAAUAACAGUGGCACAGAGGAAGAAGUGGUAUCCUCCCAAAAUUCUUCUGACUCUUUUCCUCAAUCUACUAAAUACAUGAGAUCUAGUUCAGACUCAGAAGUUGAAGAUCAGAUGGUGACGUACAACUCCAAAAAAUGCUGUAUUUCAGAAAGUACACCAAAAAUUGAAACAUUUGCUAGGUAUCAGCAACAUCAAUGUCAACAGCAUGUAGGUAAUUUGCUCCGUAAGAAUCCCAUGUCCAGGACCCAACAACAUGCAAAUCCUGCUUGCAACUGCUCAAAUCCCUCAAUAAAUUGUGGCAGUAAUGAGUAUUCUUACCCUGUCAAUUCAGAUUCCUUAGUCCUCCAAGGAUCCCUUCCUCCUUCCAGUGUUUCCUGGUUGAACAAGGCAACAUACACCGGAGUGAAUGAGUCUUACUACUCAGGAUUCUCAGAAAAUAAGACCACGUCUUCAUUUUGUUCAAAUUCUUCUGAGAUCACCAAUAUUGGCAAUGCAGCCCAUGCAGGUAAAAACAUAGGAGUCAUAGCAGGAAGUGCAAAUUGCUCAACUACACAAGAAACAAGGACACCAAUCAAUCAUGAAAUAAGAAUGGGCCAGACUCAAUGUUCAAAUCAACACCAUGAAGAAAAGUUACAACCAGGAUUUCACUUUGGAAGUAGUCAAGAGUCUGUUAACAGUCACCAGACACAACCAUCCAAGAGUGUUCAACAGGAAAGGAAGCCACUGUUGGAGCCCAAAAGACUUGAUGCAGCAGAUGUUAAAGGGAAAACAGGCGAAACUUACUUUUCUGGGGAACAAUUUGGCAAUACAGACGCCAAUAUUCCCAAUGCAAAAAAGAGGAAGCAGAAUGUGGAUAAGAAACAAGAGUUUGAUUGGGAUAGCUUGAGAAGGAAGGUGCUGGCAAAGAUUGGGAAAAUAGAAAGAACCCAAGAAAACAUGGACUCGCUGGAUUAUGAAGCUCUGAGGCAUGCUGAUGUUAAGACAAUUUCUGAUACUAUCCUGGAAAGAGGAAUGAAUAAUAUGUUGGCCGAGAGAAUAAAGGAUUUCCUCAAUCGACUGAUCAGGGAUCACGGAAGCAUUGACCUUGAAUGGUUACGGGAGGUCGAAGGAGAUGAAGCCAAGGAUUACCUGUUGAGUAUCCGAGGACUGGGAUUAAAAAGUGUAGAGUGCGUACGGUUAUUAACACUUCAUCAAGUAGCAUUCCCAGUUGACACCAAUGUUGGGAGGAUUGCGGUGCGUCUUGGAUGGGUUCCUCUCCAACCACUUCCUGAGUCAUUGCAGCUGCAUCUGCUUGAGCUGUAUCCAAUAUUAGAGUCGGUUCAGAAAUAUCUAUGGCCUAGACUUUGUAAGCUGGAUCAGAGAACCCUGUAUGAAUUACAUUAUCAGUUGAUCACAUUUGGAAAGGUGUUUUGCACAAAGAGAAAACCCAACUGCAAUGCAUGUCCAAUGAGAGCUGAAUGCAGGCACUUUGCAAGUGCAUUUGCAAGUGCAAGGCUUGCCUUACCAGGGCCAGAAGAAAGGAGCCUGGUCAACAUAACUACCCCUGCUGCUGUAAAUGAAAUCCCUCCCAUCAGAGUUGAGUCUAUUCCUUUGCUUCCUGCGGAAACAAGUUUUGGCAGAGAACUACAUUAUAGUGGGAGCAAGUACGAACCAAUAGUAGAGGAACCUGCCUCGCCAGAGCCAUCACCAGAAGCGCCAGAAAGUGAUAUUGAAGAUCUUUUCUAUGAAGACCCUGAUGAAAUCCCAACAAUUAAGCUCAGCUUAGAAGAUCUAAAGGUGAAUUUGGAGAGUGUCAUCCGAGACCAGAAUAUGGAGUUGCAACCAGGUGACCUGUCCAUGGCUUUGGUAGCUUUGGAUGCAUCAACAGCUUCAAUUCCUGUUCCAAAGUUAAAAAAUGCCAGCCGAUUGCGAACAGAGCACCAAGUUUAUGAGCUUCCAGAUUCUCAUCCACUCCUAAAAGAGAUGGAAAGACGAGAACCGGAUGAUCCAAGUCCAUACCUUCUUGCGAUAUGGGGUCCAGGUGAAACAGCAGAUUCAAGUCAACCUCCUGAAGGCUGUUCUUCUAGUUAUGUGAAUGAAAAUAAUUCACAGACAGUGAGAGGCACCCUUUUGAUACCCUGUCGGACAGCUAUGAGGGGGAGCUUCCCACUGAAUGGGACUUACUUCCAAGUAAAUGAGAUGUUUGCCGAUCAUGAAUCUAGUAGGAAUCCCAUUAAUGUUCCAAGAGACUGGAUUUGGCAACUUCCAAGACGCACUGUUUACUUUGGGACAUCUGUCACUAGUAUAUUUCGAGGAUUGACAACAGAAGGAAUUCAAUACUGCUUCUGGAGAGGAUUUGUGUGUGUUAGGGGAUUUGACAGGCAAAUGAGAGCGCCGCGGCCUCUCAACAGGAGGUUGCACGAAGCUGCAAGUAGGACGGACAAGAAUAAGAACAGCAGCAAUGGCAACCAAAAGAAAACCAAUGCUGAAGAAACAGCAAAAAAGAAGGCAAACUAA
Molecule: messenger RNA, 5814 nt
Organism: Oldenlandia corymbosa var. corymbosa
Lineage: Eukaryota; Viridiplantae; Streptophyta; Magnoliopsida; Gentianales; Rubiaceae
Source: the annotation of a GenBank genome assembly